Suricata suricatta (meerkat) is the source of this 4596-nucleotide messenger RNA. It is a transcript of the gene CDH18, whose product is annotated as cadherin 18. The transcript has 12 exons. Gene Ontology annotation, molecular function: calcium ion binding; cadherin binding. Bases 387 to 2687 code for a protein of 766 amino acids. Gene Ontology annotation, cellular component: plasma membrane; adherens junction; catenin complex. The record is from RefSeq and is a predicted model, not a curated record. Lineage: Eukaryota; Metazoa; Chordata; Mammalia; Carnivora; Herpestidae. Gene Ontology annotation, biological process: multicellular organism development; adherens junction organization; cell morphogenesis.
CCGGGGCGCAGGAGCGAGGACCGGGCUGGGGCUCUCCGAGGACGGCGGCGACGCGCGGAGCCCUGGGGGUGCCCCUCCUCGCGUCUCGUAAAUUAAGUUCCUCUCUGCCCGUUAGGGCAAGUCAGCCAAGGUAGAAAAUGGUUGCCUGUGCUCACUUACUGUGAAGAUUUGGAAUCAGACAACUACAACUUUGAUUCUCCAAGUGUUUCAGGAUGUAAAUGCAGUCUGACCUUUCCCUGAUGGGCAGUUAAAUCAUGGACACACUAAACAAUUUACUUUGGACUGUCCUUCCAAAAGAUGCUUUGGCUUCUCUCUUGAAUGCUCACUAAGCAUUUAUAACUGACAAGGAAAAGAAAGAAGACUGUGAACUGGAAAGCUAUCUUACAAUGAAAAUUACGAGCACAUCUUGUAUUUGUCCAGUCCUAGUGUGUCUCUGUUUUGUGCAGAGGUGUUAUGGAACUGCUCACCACAGCUCCAUCAAGGUGACCAGAAACCAGACCAAACACAUUGAAGGUGAAACCGAAGUCCACCACCGUCCCAAAAGGGGAUGGGUUUGGAAUCAGUUCUUUGUUUUAGAAGAACACAUGGGACCAGAUCCACAAUAUGUUGGAAAACUGCACUCCAAUUCUGACAAAGGUGAUGGCUCUGUCAAGUACAUCCUUACUGGAGAAGGGGCUGGGACUAUAUUUAUCAUUGAUGACACCACCGGUGACAUCCAUUCAACGAAAAGCUUAGACAGAGAGCAGAAGACCCACUAUGUACUUCAUGCCCAGGCUAUCGACAGACGAACAAAUAAGCCUCUUGAACCUGAAUCCGAGUUCAUAAUCAAAGUACAAGACAUCAAUGACAAUGCUCCUAAGUUCACAGAUGGGCCAUAUAUCGUCACUGUGCCUGAAAUGUCAGAUAUGGGUACCUCUGUUCUACAGGUGACAGCCACAGACGCAGAUGACCCCACCUAUGGAAACAGCGCCCGAGUGGUUUACAGUAUCCUCCAGGGACAGCCCUACUUCUCGGUGGACCCUAAAACAGGAGUUAUUAGAACUGCCUUACAUAAUAUGGACAGAGAAGCCAGAGAACACUAUUCUGUGGUCAUUCAAGCCAAAGACAUGGCCGGACAAGUUGGGGGGCUUUCAGGAUCGACAACGGUCAACAUCACCCUGACGGAUGUCAAUGACAACCCCCCACGGUUUCCUCAGAAGCACUAUCAGCUGUAUGUUCCUGAGUCAGCUCAAGUUGGGUCAGCUGUUGGGAAAAUCAAGGCAAAUGAUGCAGACACUGGUUCAAAUGCUGACAUGACCUACUCCAUCAUUAAUGGUGAUGGUAUUGGGAUAUUCUCCAUCUCCACUGACAAAGAGACCAGAGAAGGGAUCCUUUCUUUAAAGAAGCCACUGAACUAUGAGAAAAAGAAGUCAUAUACUCUCACCAUAGAAGGAGCAAAUACACACCUUGAUUUUCGCUUUUCUCACUUGGGUCCUUUUAAAGAUGCUACCAUGCUGAAGAUCAUUGUUGGGGAUGUAGAUGAACCACCACUGUUUUCCAUGCCUUCUUACAUCAUGGAAGUCUAUGAAAAUGCCAAGAUCGGGACUGUUGUUGGCACAGUUUUGGCACAAGAUCCAGAUAGCGCUAAUAGCUUAGUAAGAAGAAUUGAGGUUCCUGUACCCCGGUAUGGACUGAGGGCAAGGCCAUUCCAGUCCAGAGGACCUGACAAUCCGGGUUUGCUGAGCCAUGUCACAGUGGGUAUUAGAGUUCUGGAUGUCAAUGACAAUCCUCCCGAACUUGCCAGGGAAUAUGAUAUUGUUGUCUGUGAAAAUUCUAAGCCUGGCCAGGUUAUUCAUACCAUCAGUGCCACUGAUAAAGAUGAUUUUGCAAAUGGACCAAGGUUUAACUUCUUUCUUGAUGAACGCCUGUCUAUAAACCCAAACUUCACUCUGAAGGACAAUGAAGAUAACACAGCCAGCAUUCUGACAAGGCGGAGGAGAUUUAGUCGAACUAUUCAGGAUGUGUAUUAUCUCCCCAUUAUGAUCUCUGAUGGUGGAAUCCCCUCUCUCAGCAGCAGCAGCACCCUCACCGUCAGGGUUUGUGCAUGCGAGAGAGAUGGGCGCGUGCGGACCUGCCAUGCGGAAGCGUUCCUGUCCUCGGCUGGCCUGAGUACAGGAGCCUUAAUCGCUAUUCUGCUGUGUGUUGUCAUCCUCCUCGCAAUUGUAGUACUUUUUAUCACCCUGAGACGCAGCAAAAAAGAGCCCCUGAUCAUUUCGGAGGAGGACGUGCGAGAGAAUGUGGUCACCUACGAUGACGAGGGGGGCGGGGAGGAAGACACCGAGGCCUUUGACAUCACAGCCUUGAGGAAUCCAUCUGCCGCCGAGGAGCUCAAGUAUCGGAGAGAUAUCAGGCCCGAAGUGAAACUCACCCCCAGACACCAGACAUUGUCCCCUCUGGAAAGUAUAGAUGUCCAGGAAUUUAUUAAGCAAAAACUGGCAGAAGCCGACCUAGACCCCAGCGUCCCCCCUUAUGACUCUCUUCAGACUUACGCCUACGAAGGUCAGAGAUCAGAGGCUGGGUCCAUCAGCUCGCUGGAUUCAGCAACGACACAGUCAGACCAGGAUUAUCACUUCCUUGGAGACUGGGGACCUGAAUUUAAAAAGUUAGCCGAACUCUAUGGAGAAAUAGAAUCGGAAAGAACAACUUAGGGGGUUAAUUCUUGUAAAUGUUCUAGAAUUCGCUUCCUGAGCAAGUGGAGAUAUAACCUCAGAGAUGGCAAGGAAGACACGUGGAAACAGUACUUGGAACUGAGCAAGCUGUCCACAGCUACUGUAGAAACAAGUGCCCUUUUCCUGAUCGAAACUGGGUCAUUUAAUCAGAAGAAAGUCAAAUUGGAAAAAAAAAUACACAGAAAAAGCUAUUGUUCCUUGUGUAUAUUUUCAAUUGCUCAAUAAAGUCUGUGGUACUGUUUAAUUAAGAAUCCCUGAAUGAAGCCAAACAAUGAUACUUGUUUCGAUAUCUUGUGAUUUCUUUUCAAAGGCAAAACUAAACUGAAAGGUUCAAAACCACUUAGGAUUAGGGGUGGUGCACUGCAAAAGGAAACUUGUGCGGGUACUCGGGACCUCGUUUUCCACUUCUCUGUGUGGACUCUUGAGCCCCUCACUCUGUUACUGUGCAAGCUCUUAUUAGCAUUGUGUUGUGUUCAAAUGCCAUGAGGUUUAUCCAGUAAACUGGGCCACGCUGUCUGGACUUGUAUGCGCCAUUUUCCUUUGCCCUCCCCACUUCUUUUCUCCAUAUGAAAUUGAUGGAACAUGGGGACUUGCUGCUUGCUCUCUAAUGUAUGCAACUUCUGUGCACCACCUGUGCACUGCUCUGAAGCAGAGACCAAUGUCUCUGUCCUGCCUGCCCUCCUUUAUUUUCGCAAUAGAACCCCCACCCUUGUUUUUUUUUUUUUUUAAUGGAUAGAAUAAACGGUUUCAGUAAGACACACUCAGAUAAUCUGAUAUGUCAGGGAAAGAUUUAAUUUAACAAAUAGCCAGACACCUUAUUCUACAUAAAACUUUGGAAAACUCAAUUAUUUCUUCCAGUCCAUUUGCUUUCAUGCAUUAAAUCGCGGUUUUGAUCAUUCCGAUACCUAAAAUUAGUUGUUGCACAUUUCACUGGUUGCUUUAGUCAUCGGUCUCAUUUGCUUAUUUAUGUGUACCUCACACAAUAGCAAUGUAAUCUGAAAAGAUGGUAAUAAUUCUUAGACUUUGAAUUGACUGACCUUUAUUCCUUACACACAUUCAGAUUGUCCCCCUCUCACUGGUUGUAUCUGUUUGGGAUCUAUAGCAAAGUGUAUAAAACUGAAGCCAAAAAUAUAGGAGAUUCAUAGUUAUUAACCUUGGAAACGUGCCUCAAAGUCUCUGAGCUUCAGGGUCCCAAACUGCAAACUAGAGGUGGUGAAGACUUCCUAUCUCCUGGGUUUGUGUGAGGAUAAAUAAGCAUCUGUAAAAAUGCUUUGCGCACUGCAAAGUGUUCUGUUAUGUAAACGCUUGCAGGCACUAUCUGAUUUUCUAGUUCUAAUAGCUUAUAAAUAUAUAGUUCCAUACAUUUGAACAAAAUAUUAUAUUAUCAUGAGAGAAUUUCAUAAAAUUUUCAACAGUAAAGCAAGUGCUAACUAAACAUAUAAUACACAAGUUUAAUUAUUUUGGUAUUUUCCCAAAUAAACUAAUUUUCUUCAAAUUUCUUGGGUUUUUCUUCCUAAAAUUGUUUAGAUAAUACUUUGCUGUUGUUGCUGUUGUUAUUAAAAUAAGCAUAAUGGUCCUAUCCUCCAAGCAUUAACCUAUUUAUGUUUUGCAGCUAGACUGAAAUUUGGAAACCCACAAAUUAAUAAUUUUCUCAAGGAGGAAUCUUUCCUUUGCUCUUUGAAAUUUAUCAAAAUCUAAUGUCCUCAAAAUUUACAUGGCCUUUUCUGUCUGAUUCUACCUAUGUGCAAAAUUUAAAUUUUCCCUCUGUUUGCAACUGCCCUGUGCUAUCAUAUUUCCGUUUUGAGGUAUGGGAAGUAAGUAAGUUUAACUCGAAUAAUUCUGUGUUCUAAGACUGAGGAAUAAAAUUUAAUUUAAGUUUUUUACACCA